CGCAACUCGGCCAACUCAGCAAUAUGGAGAAUCUGAUACUUAAGGACAACGAGUUAAUGGGACCGAUUCCGGCCGAGUUGGGAAACUGCACGAGCCUCACUGUCUUCACCGCAGCUAACAACAAGCUCAACGGGUCAAUCCCGAGUGAACUGAGUCAACUCAAGACCCUUCAGAUUCUCAACCUCGCCAACAACACCUUGUCAGGGGAGAUACCGAGUCAACUCGGGGAGAUGAGUGAUCUCGUUUACCUCAAUUUCAUGGGGAACCAACUCGAGGGUGCUAUUCCACCAUCGUUAUCUCAACUGGGGAACCUUCAAACUCUCGACUUGUCAAUGAACAAGCUCAGUGGCGGAAUCCCAGAAGAAUUGGGGAACAUGCGUGAGCUAUCUUUUUUGGUUCUUUCUGGCAACAACAAUCUUAGUGGUGUCAUUCCAACAAACAUAUGUUCCAACGCAACAAAGUUGGAGCAUAUGUUUCUGUCUGAUAUUGGAAUUCAUGGUGAGAUUCCAUCUUCAUUGGGCCAAUGCCAGUCACUGAAACAACUUGACUUGUCCAACAACUCACUCAAUGGGUCCAUUCCCAUUGAAAUUUAUGGAUUGCUGUGGUUAACUGAUCUCUUGCUCCACAACAACACGUUGGUUGGUUCAGUUUCUCCCUCAAUUGGAAACCUCAGUAGCUUGCAGAUACUUGCAUUGUUCCACAACAAUUUGCAGGGUCCUCUGCCUGAAGAGAUUGGGAUGCUUCGGGAGUUGGAAAUCUUGUAUCUUUAUGAUAAUCAAUUGUCAGGGGAUAUACCCAUGGAGAUUGGGAACUGUUCCAGCUUGCAAAUGAUUGAUCUCUAUGGGAAUCAUUUCAGUGGUGAAAUUCCAAAAUCCAUUGGAAGGCUGAAAAAAUUGAAUUUCCUUCACCUAAGGCAGAAUGACCUUGUUGGUGAAAUUCCUGCCACACUUGGUAACUGUCAUAAGCUGAAUAUUCUGGAUUUAGCAGAUAAUCAACUCUCAGGUGGAAUCCCUGCAACACUUGGAUACCUCAAGUCAUUGGAACAGUUGAUGCUCUACAACAAUUCUCUUGAAGGUAACCUCCCUCACCAACUCACAAAUGUAGCAAACUUGACCAGAGUGAAUCUUUCUAAGAACAGACUGAAUGGUAGUAUGACUGCAUUGUGUAGCUCUAGAUCGUUUCUUUCCUUCGAUGUCACGAACAAUGCCUUUGAUGGUGAAAUUCCUCCCCAAUUAGGAAAUUCACCCUCACUUGAGAGGCUAAGAUUAGGUAACAAUAGAUUUUCUGGUGAAGUUCCAAGGACAUUGGGAAAGAUCCAUGAGUUGACACUGUUAGACCUCUCAGGGAAUGCACUCACUGGACCAAUACCGGAUGAGCUCUCUUUAUGCAACAGACUGUCUCAAAUUCAUUUACACAAUAAUUCUAUGUCUGGCCAAAUACCAACUUGGGUUGGAAGUUUGCCUCAGCUUGGGGAGCUUACCCUUUCCUUCAAUAAUUUUUCUGGACCAAUUCCAUUAGGCUUAUUCAGAUGUUCCAAAUUGCUGGUUCUUGACCUGAAUGACAAUUCUCUCAAUGCUAGUCUCCCAGCUGAAGUUGGUGAUCUUGCAUCCCUUACCGUUCUCAGACUUGGCCGUAAUAAGUUAUCUGGACCGAUCCCUGCAGCAAUAGGCAAGUUGAGCAAGCUUUAUGAGCUGCAGCUAUCUAAUAAUAGCUUCAAUGGUGAGAUUCCAACAGAAAUUGGAAAACUCCAAAAUCUCCAGACCAGUUUAGACCUCGGUUACAACAAUCUCUCAGGUGAAAUCCCAGCUUCUCUUGGGAAUCUGUUGAAAUUGGAAGCACUUGAUCUUUCCCACAAUCAACUCACUGGAGAAGUCCCUCCACAAGUUGGUGACAUGAGCAGUUUGGGAGUGCUUGAUCUCUCCUACAACAACCUUCAAGGAAAAUUGGACAGGAAAUUCUCUCAUUGGCCAGACGAGGCAUUUGAAGGGAACCAACAGCUUUGUGGAAGCCCUCUUGAUCACUGCAACAGUGAUGAUGCUUCCAGCAGAGAUCAAUCAGGCCUAAAUGCACCAUCAGUAGUGGUAAUAUCUGCCAUUUCAACUCUAGCCGCAGUUGCGCUAUUUAUACUUGCAUUCAGAGCCUUCUUCAGAAACAAACCAGAACAUCUUAAGAGAGACAGUGAAGCGAAUUAUGUGUACUCCUCCUCUUCAUCACAAGCACAGCGAAGGCCGCUGUUUCAACUCAACCCUGCUGGAAAUCGAGAUUUCAGGUGGGAAGAUAUCAUGGAUGCAACAAACAAUCUAAGCGAUGAAUUCAAGAUUGGUUCAGGGGGGUCAGGGACAAUCUACAAAGCUGAAUUGGCCAAUGGAGAUACAGUGGCUGUCAAGAAGAUUUCAGCGAAAGAUGAUUUUCUGUUGAACAAAAGCUUCAUAAGAGAAGUUAAGACACUUGGGAGGACAAGGCACAGGCAUCUUGUGAAGCUUAUAGGUUACUGUGGCAAUAAUGCAAACAAAGGAGCAGCUUGGAAUCUGUUGAUAUAUGAGUAUAUGGAGAAUGGGAGUGUAUGGGAUUGGCUUCAUGGGAAGCCAGCUACGGCCAGCAAAGUGAAGAGGAGCCUUGAUUGGGAGACAAGGUUCAGAAUUGCAGUGGGACUAGCUCAAGGAGUGGAGUACCUCCACCAUGAUUGUGUGCCAAAGAUCAUUCACAGGGAUAUCAAAUCCAGCAACAUAUUGCUAGAUUCCAAAAUGGAAGCACACUUGGGAGAUUUUGGACUUGCAAAAGCAAUCUUCGAGAAUUAUGACUCCAGAACCGAGUCUAAUUCUCUGUUUGCAGGAUCUUACGGCUACAUGGCUCCAGAGUACGCAUACUCCCUACGUGCAACAGAAAAGAGUGAUGUUUACAGCAUGGGAAUUGUGCUUAUGGAGCUUGUUAGUGGUAAAACACCAACAGAUGAAACUUUUGGAGCAGAGAUGGAUAUGGUGAGAUGGGUGGAGAUGCACAUGGAUAUGCAUGGCGCUGCACGCGAGGAGGUGAUAGAUCCUGAGCUGAAACCUCUGUUGCCUGCUGAAGAGUUUGCGGCAUUCCAAGUGCUUGAGGUAGCAUUGCAGUGCACCAAAACUACACCACAGGAGAGGCCAUCCUCCCGGAAAGUAUGUGAUCUUCUCCUCCAUGUAUUCAACAACAGGAUGGCCCAGUUUGAUAAGAUGAAUUUGGAUCAGUACAAAUUCAAGUGAAACUUGAUUCCAAAUAUAAUGCAGAGUAUAUGCCUCUGGAUUUGGAUCGUUGCUUUUAGUGCUUCGGGUUUUUUCCCCUUGUUUUCCUGUUUUUUUUUCCCCCUUAUUGUUUAGAUGCUCUAGAUUUAACAGCCAGCAAAAACCGGUCACAUACCGUUAAAUUCUACUAAUGAUUUAGUUUUGCUUAACUUUAGUACUUAAACCAGAUUGUUGCAUUUAAAAAGCUAAUUCCAAAUUGGAAAUUGGACAUUUUGCAUUA
Arachis ipaensis is the source of this 3492-nucleotide messenger RNA. It is a transcript of the gene GSO1, whose product is annotated as Leucine-rich repeat transmembrane protein kinase. Gene Ontology annotation, molecular function: protein binding; protein kinase activity; ATP binding. NCBI's taxonomy places the organism in Eukaryota, Viridiplantae, Streptophyta, Magnoliopsida, Fabales, Fabaceae. The record is from RefSeq and is a predicted model, not a curated record. Gene Ontology annotation, biological process: protein phosphorylation.